UCAUUGGCUAAACUAUGCUGUCAAUCACCUUUGUCCCCACCUUCUCAUAAUGCAGCAUGGAGGAAAGAAUGUAACAAAAUGACGGUGUUCUAGCGACGCACCCUGUGUCUAACACAAAAUAGACGUAGCAAACAAAGUCGAUGGUACAUUAAAAAGUGAUGCACCAUGCCCAUAGUGGAUAAACUCAAAGAGGCCCUGAAGCCGGGCCGCAAGGACUCUGCGGACGAGGGCGACCUCAACAAGCUGCUGGCCUCCUCCGCCAAGAAGGUCCUCCUGCAGAAGAUCGAGUUUGAGCCCGCCAGCAAGGGUUUCAGCUACCAACUCGAGGCCCUCAAGAGCAAAUACGUCAUCCUGAACCCACGCAGUGACACUGCCACGCCACAGAGGGCGUCAGAGAGCGGCCAGAUCAAGCGGCAGGGUGGUGAUAUUGGCGUGGGUGGACAAGGCGAUGGCAUUCCGGCCCCCCAGAAACAUCUGUUCCCAGGGAACCGUCUCUCUCUGCGCUGGGAGCGGGUGUAUCGUGUAGGGGCAGGGCUUCAUAACCUAGGCAACACAUGCUUCCUGAACUCCACGGUGCAGUGUCUGACGUACACGCCUCCACUCGCCAACUACCUACUCUCCAAGGAGCACAGCCGAUCAUGUCACCAGUCAGGCUUCUGUAUGAUCUGUAUCAUGCAGAAUCAUCUCAUCCAGGCCUUUGCUAACACGGGCAAUGCCAUUAAACCCGUCUCCUUCAUCAGGGACCUCAAGAAGAUCGCCCGUCAUUUUCGCUUUGGGAGUCAGGAAGAUGCCCAUGAAUUCCUGCGCUACACAAUUGACGCCAUGCAGAAGGCGUGCCUCAACGGCUACCCAAAGUUGGAUAGGCAGACGCAAGCCACCACACUCGUCCAUCAGAUCUUUGGAGGUUACCUCAGGUCGCGAGUGAAAUGUUCGAUUUGCAAAAGUGUGUCGGACACUUACGACCCAUACCUUGAUAUCGCCGUGGAGAUCCGACAAGCAGCGAACAUUGUGCGAGCUCUGGAGCUAUUUGUGAAGCCAGAUGUUUUAAGCGGGGAGAACGCCUACAUGUGUGCCAAGUGUAAGAAGAAGGUUCCAGCAACAAAGCGCUUCACUAUCCACCGGACAUCCAAUGUCCUGACGCUGUCACUCAAGAGGUUUGCCAACUUCAGCGGAGGGAAAAUCACCAAGGAUGUUGGUUACCCAGAGUUCCUGAACAUCCGGCCGUAUAUGUCCCAAAGCACAGGGGACCCAGUAAUGUAUGGCCUCUAUGCUGUCCUAGUGCAUUCUGGGUACAGCUGCCAUGCUGGCCAUUAUUACUGCUAUGUGAAGGCAAGUAAUGGGCAGUGGUAUCAGAUGAACGACUCAAUGGUUCAUUCCAGCAACAUCAAGGUGGUCCUGAACCAGCAAGCCUAUGUGCUCUUCUAUCUGAGGAUUCCAGAGAGCAAGAAGAAUGCUGAUGGCCCCAAGCAAAGCAUAGGGCAGUCUGGGAAGAGCGGCAUCACUUCAGAUCUGAAAAAGAAUCUUAACGGCCCACUCUCUUCACCGCAGAUCUCCAAGAAGCUGGAUGCUGCUCAGCUGAGGAAGAUCCAGUCUGUGGAUAGCGGCCUUGGUGUGAGCGUGGCCAGGAGCACCUGCAACCUCCAUUCGCCUAAACUGACCAACGGCUCGUCCUCCAACAACACCUCUGCGUCGCAAGCCCCGGCCAGGGGACCCACCGUCAUCGAGGAGCCCUUCAAGAAGCUGAAGAAGCCACUCCCUCAGCCACGGCCUGCUGGUCAGACCACCAACGGCGUGUCCAAAGGCGAGAGCGAGAGGCGGGCCGACCGAAGCCUGGCCCAGUCUACCUCACUCAAGUCCCUCUCUGACUCAGACACCUCUGAAUCUAAGGACUCAGUUGGCACGCGCAGCGCCCCUCUUGGGGGAGUGGCGGCUCAGAACGGCACGGCGUCUCCGUCCCCCUCCAAGAGCGCUGACCGUCUGAAGCCCCCUGCCCUCAGCAGUCUGGCCUCACUUCACAACACCAUGAGUCCGCCGCCCGCCAAGCGCCUCGCCCUCUCCGCCAAGAAGGAAACCAAUCACAGCCGGAGUCUGAGCACUGAGUCCCUGCCCUCGCCAUCAUCUCAUCUCUCCUUUGACUCCGCCCAUCCCGCUAAGUUCACUCAACUUCAUGCACACACGUCUGGCCACAGCAACCAACAGCACAGAUUUUCUCCCUCGUACUCACCUCUGAAGUCCUCACCGUUCUCCCCAAAGACCCCCACACACAGCCCAUCUCCGAAACCCUCUCAGUCUGCUGCACACGCUCAGAGCCCCGCCAAGCUGCUGUCGCCGUCGCCGCCGCCGUCGCCGCCGCCGUCGCCGUCAUCUGCCCCGCCCACCAGCCCGCUCCUCAAGAAGAAAAAGAAGAAAAAGCUCAAGCGCCGCCACUCGGAGACGAGCGAGCCAAUCACGGAGCCGGCCCAAACGCCCGAACCAAUCGACGCGCGGGCCCCGGAGACGCAGGAGAGCCCAUUGGUCGAGAAGAAGCGCAAGAAGAAGAAGGCCAAGAGGAAGAGGCUGGAGGAGCAAAAUGGAGAGGCGCAGCAGCGAGGGCCGAAUUCAGAGCCCCGUCCUCAGCUAGCUCAGGAGGAGGACUGGAGGCUGGGAGACAGCUGGAGCCUCUCGCCAGCGACUCACCCACACCCACACACACCCCCAGCCCACACGCCACAGUCACACGCCGCACAGGCUCAGCACACACACACACACACACACACACCUGACACACACGCACACACUUCAGAGCAGUCGGAGAAGCAGAGGAAGAAAAAAAAGAAGAAGAAGAAGAAAUUGCUGGAUGGAACACAGGAGGAGGCAAACUGCCACACGCCAUCCACCUUGGCCUCUGACCCCCAAAGUGUCCAGACGAAUGCUGUUGGUGUGGAAUCAGAAACUGUAGACUUCGCUGAGUUGAAGAAAAAACGCAAGAAGAGGAAACGAAAGCUUGAGGAGGAUAACCAAAGGGAGGAAAGGAGUUCGCCAAAGGAGGUGGGGAGAGCCCUGGACUCGGGUGACAGCGUUCUCCCCAGACAAGCCGAGAAGACGACCAACCCUCCUGCCGCAGCUGCUCCUGUGGUGGUGUGGGACAGUAAGGUCCAGGACGGCUACAAGCGCAAGCAGGCGCCCGCCGUGACUGAAGAGGAGUCUGCCGCUGGCCCCAAAGGCAGCUGGGACGGCCAACGGACUGGAGGGGUGGUGGAGGAGCUCCUGAAGAACUCCAGUGACACGGCCUACGGAGCACCAGUCCUUAGUUGGGGUGGAGAAGUCUCUGCAAUCAGUAAAGAUGCCAUUGAAGAUGCCCAGUUUGCCAAGAAUUCCACAGUGAUCGAUGAGUGGGAUGAGGAGUUUGACAGUGGGAAGGUGAAGAAAAUCAAAAAGUACAAAAAGGAGAAGAGGAAACACGGGAACGUGUUCCAGAAAAUCCAGGACCAUCGGAGCAUGUGGUCAGUCACGCCCGGAGGGAAAAGGAGCAGACUGGGGUUCCGCCACUGAAGAGAGAAGCUUAGCCCAGAGGAAUCUGUCUCUGUAUCUGCCGUGAUGUCAGCCCUGUGGAAGGGAGCGUACGGAGAAAUCUGGAUUGGACUCCCCAAGACCUUCAUGGUACUGACCGCUGCAGGAGUGACCACUGAGAUGGGACGUGUUCUCUCUUCUCCCUAUUUAACUUUAAAAAGUGACCAUACCAAAUCUGGCUGAACGAUUUUAAAAGACAAGAGUUUGUUUGAGGUGGAGUGUAUGGCUCUGUAUGUAAUGGUGUGUUUGUUGAGUGCUCAAGAAGCUUUGAAUAGAGAGUUUUCCUGUUGCUCUUGAGUCUAACUAACACACACGCACACACGCACACACACACACACACACACACACUUGUGAGAUGCCUCCAACAAAUGAAUUUCAUAAUUUCAGAUUAUGUUUUGGUAACAUUGGCACUGCAUCUGUUUGUGUUGGUCAGUGUCCAUACUUAAUCCUGUAGGCUUGCAGUGGAUGAACCCCUUCAUCCACAGCUGUCUGAAAGCAUGUCUUAUAUGAGUUUCCCCUCUCUGAUUGCCUAUCCACCUACUCAUAGUGACCCCAUCCAUAGCGAUCUGUUCCCACAGCUCAACUGGUGCCUGCAGCCUACAGACGACUUUUAAUUAUUUUUGUUUUAUUAUUUUUUAUGUAUCGUUUGUCAUGUCCAAGCUGCUUGGUUGUGAUCUGAAUGAAAUCAUUCAUGCCUUAGUCAAGAAUGUCAAUAACAGUUAAUGUGACAUAACGGAACUGAACGAAAGUCAGACGACAAUAGAACACUUUUGCCUGUCAUUUUUUGUCACCUAUCACAUUUGGUCUCUUGAGUACCCUGAAUGGCAACUUGUCUUGGCGUCAACGAGUAUAUUAGCUCAGAUUAGCUCAAUUAUGCCAGGGUGCAGUUUAUGCAUUUUGCGAUGCCACAAAUGUUUAGAUUCAGACUCAUUCAUGACGUUAACAUUGUAACGCCGUCUGUUUUGGGUGCGUGGGUGUGUGUCAAGGGAAACACUCCUAGCCAUGGAGUGAGUAGUACAAAGACCGUGUUGUGUGUAAGGGAUCACUUUGGCAUCUGCCUCAUAUUUUGACUCUAUGCAAUUGUGCCAACAGUCCAACAGAUCACCUUCCAGCGCCAUCUGACCAGCCGUGUUCCCAUCCACACAACAGAGCUUACCGUCGUUCUCUCCCACACAGUCAUGCACACGCAUACCUCUCAGUCCCAUGUAAUUCACACGUGUUCUCAUCAGAUGUUUAAUAGUAGUAUAUUUGGAGAA
This is a messenger RNA of Alosa sapidissima (American shad), 4805 nucleotides long. RefSeq names its product ubiquitin specific peptidase 36 (gene usp36). Lineage: Eukaryota; Metazoa; Chordata; Actinopteri; Clupeiformes; Clupeidae. The record is from RefSeq and is a predicted model, not a curated record. The transcript is spliced from 21 exons. Gene Ontology annotation, biological process: regulation of apoptotic process; protein deubiquitination. Gene Ontology annotation, cellular component: nucleus; cytosol. Gene Ontology annotation, molecular function: cysteine-type deubiquitinase activity; cysteine-type endopeptidase activity. The coding region runs from base 166 to 3531 and encodes 1121 amino acids.